AUGAAAAAAUCAUCAAGAAGUGGUAGUCUUAGUACAGGUGUUCCUGUUUCCAGUAAUACAGCUACUGUAAAUAGUAGUAACAGCAAUAACAAUAACAACAGCAACAGUAGCAACAACAAUAACAGCAGUAUUAAUGGCAGUGAUGGUGGUAAAGGUAAUAGAACUAAUAUUCAUAAUAAUCAUAAUGAUAACAGUAAUAGUAAGAAAAAUGAAAAAAAGAUGGAUAAUAAUGACCAAGACGUUAAUUCUAUGUUUAGGAGAACAGAAAUUAUUGGGAGAGGUAAAUUUGGUAUUGUUUAUAAAGGUUAUCAUAUAAAAACAAAACAUGUUUACGCUAUUAAAGUAUUGAAUCUAGAUUCAGACGAAGAUGAAGUGGAAGAUGUACAAAGAGAAGUCCAAUUCUUAUCCUCCUUGAAACAAAUCCCUAAUAUUACAAGGUAUUAUGGUUCAUAUCUGAAAAAUACAAGUCUUUGGAUCAUUAUGGAAUAUUGUGCUGGUGGUUCACUACGUUCUCUACUUCGACCUGGAAAAGUGGAUGAAAAAUAUAUUGGUGUCAUAAUGAAAGAAGUGUUAAUUGCAUUAAAAUAUAUUCAUAGAGAAAAUAUCAUCCAUAGAGACAUUAAAGCCGCUAAUAUUUUGAUCACAAACUCUGGGUCAGUCAAGUUAUGUGAUUUUGGUGUAGCUGCCCAACUGAAUCAAGCCACCUUAAGAAGACAAACCAUGGCAGGUACUCCAUAUUGGAUGGCUCCCGAAGUUAUCAUGGAAGGUGUAUAUUAUGAUACUAAAGUAGAUAUCUGGUCCUUAGGAAUUACUGCAUAUGAGAUUGCCACAGGAAACCCACCUUAUUGUGAUGUAGAAGCAAUAAGAGCAAUGCAAUUAAUUACCAAAUCUAAACCACCAAGAUUAGAAGGAAGGGAUUACAGUGCUCCAUUGAAAAAAUUUAUUGCAUUAUGUCUAGAUGAGGAUCCAAAUGAAAGAUUAGAGGCCGACGAAUUAUUGAAUUGUAAAUUUAUUAAAUUACAUAAAAAUACUCCCACAUCAAUACUAAAAGAAUUAGUGACAAGAUACCUUUUAUUUAGAGACAAACAUAAAAAUGAUAACCAAUCUGUAACACAUGCAGAUGAUAUAAAACACGGUGAUGUCAAUAUGAAUAAUAAUGAUAAUAAUAAGAAGAAUAAAAUUGAUAAAGGAGAUAAUAUAGCUAAAGAUAUAAAACAUAACAACACCAAUAUUUGUGAAUAUAUAGAUGAGGCAUCUCAGAGUAUCGAUAAUAUCAGUGUUAGAUGGGACUUCGAUUCUUUAAGUUCAACAGAUUACAUCAUUGAAAAUAAUAUUAAUAUCGAAGCUAUAUCAGAGGAAACUCCUGAUUGGCAACAUGAACAAGUUAAUUAUGCUUAUCCCGAAGAAGACCAUUAUUCAUACUAUCCAACGUCCAAUAACACCAAUAACCUUACCAACAUGGUGACCAAUAGUCAUAAAUAUGCUUAUCAAGGUACCACCAUUGGAAAAUAUAAUCCAAAUACAACCUACCAAAAUUCUACUUUUGAUGUUCCAAUAACACAUAUGAAUACUACUGGAAAUUAUCCUUCAAAAAUGAUAUUAGGAACAGGUACACAAGUUAUAUCAAAUAAAAAGGAAACAAUUGGAACAUAUAAUACUACCCUAGGUAGUAAUAGAAAACUAGAAACUAAAGCUCCUAAACAACUUUUAGAAUUAUUUGAAGACACUGAGGUUAUUCCAGAGAUAGACUCCACUCAUGAAGAAAAUAGAAGAACUAAUAAGAAUAAAUCUGUUCCUUAUUUAGAUACAUUAAACGAGGAUGUCGACCUGCAAAUAGCCAAUGAUAGUAACAACAUUGGUAACAAAAGUGUAAAUAAUAAUAAUAUAUCAACAACAACCUCUUUUAACAUUAAUAACCCACAUAAUAACUUAGUUAAUGCAAAGUCCUAUUUUACUCAAAGUGCUCCACAGCUUCCUCACUUACAAACAACCUUUACUACGCCGUCAAAUGAAUUAUCCACUACACUAAUGACUGCACCCACAUCAGUUGAAAUCGAGAUUCCUGAAGAGUUACCUGUUAGUGCUUUGCCGACACCAGUACCAAUUGAAAAUCCAUCACAUCUGCAAACAAAACCACGGUCUUCAACUGUAUCUAUCUCCCCUCUAGCUUAUCAACAACAACAACAUAUAACAUCAUCUUCCCAGGCCCCACACCAACUACAACAAUCACAUGGUUUGACAAGACGAUUAACACUGGGAGGAAUUAAUAAUGCCAGAUCUAAUGACAAUGAAACCAAUGAUAAAUCCAAAGUUGUUGGCAAAACUAUUGCUGAAGAAAUAUCUAGAUCGGCAUCUUUUGCAAAUGUUUCAAAUAUAUCAACUUCUUUAUCAAAUAGAGUUAUUGUGAAUGACAUUCCGAAGACACAUAGAAAAACACCAUCUCCAGCUAAAAUAGCAGCUUUGGCAGGUGUUUCUCCUACAAAAAAACCAGGUGUAUCACCGACGGGAAUCAAAAAUAUUAGUAAUACCGAAAAUAUUAGUGACCCAUCUAAUAGUGUAUCCAUCACGGCAAAUGUAACUAAUGUACCUGCCAUGAGACCUAUAGCAAGUGUAAAUGAGAGUAAAGAUGCAUUAUUACAUCCGGUAAACGUAAAUAAUAUAACAUCCAGUCAUUUUAAUACUACAUAUACCGAUAAUAAAUCUAUGCCAAUGACUUCACAAAGUCCUAAUAUUGAAAAAGAAACAAGUAGAAUAAAUGCAGAUUUCAAAAGAAAUAAUCCCAAUUUGAAAUUGCAGAUGCCAUUACCAAAACCUAUAAAUAAGCAUAAUUUGCUAGAUUCCAGUAAUAUACCUUCAACUGAAAGUAUUAAUCAAUUUGGUUUUAAUACAAGUGUUACUCAAAAUGCUCCUGUAUCCAUGACACCAAUUAAUGAAAAAUACAUGGAUUUCAACAAUAAACUGAAAAGAAGUCAAAGCGUCAGCAAUAGAAAAAAUUCUGCAACUAAUGAUAGUUCGUCACAAUUCUCCAGUACAAGUAAUUCAGCUUUAAAUCAGUCAGUAUCAACAAAUAUCGUCAAUAAUCAUAAUAUAUCCUCUUUUGGUAAUUCUACAAUAUCCGAUGUCGAUAAUUACCAAACUAUUAAUGGAACGAAUGAAGUUCUGGAGAAUUCAACGGCAAUAAAUGUCAAGACAGGAAAUACGAUUGAUGUAAAUGAAAAUAAUAUAGCAAGCCAGACAACUGCCAUACAUACUGAUAAUACUACCUCAUCUGCGACAGUUACAACGACGAAUUCUAAAAAUAGUAAUAUCAAUAAUGCAGUUGUGAUGGCCCCACCAUCUAGUAUGUUAAGAAUGAGUCUAUUCCAGGAUUUAGAACAAAAUAGUUCAUUUCGUAGAGUGGAUCGUAAACCUGAGAUGUUAAAGGAACUAGAUAAAUUAUUACAUUUAUUUGAAGAGAAUUUACCUGCUAUGGAAAAUGCAUUAAAACGACAACUAGUUCCCAGUACUAACACAAUAAAUCCAAUUUCUACUACUACUACUACUGCUACUACUAUUCCUAAUACGAUAAGUAUCACAAAAAGUAAUAGUGUAAUAACCCCUGAACUACAAUCAACAACUAUGCCUACUGUCACAGAAUCUAUAUCUAAUAGUGUAACUUCAUCUGUAGCUUUGACGGAAGACAUGAUAGGACGAAGUUAG
Molecule: messenger RNA, 3699 nt
Organism: Arxiozyma heterogenica
Lineage: Eukaryota; Fungi; Ascomycota; Saccharomycetes; Saccharomycetales; Saccharomycetaceae
Gene: KIC1
Product: putative serine/threonine protein kinase KIC1
Exons: 1
Coding region: 1-3699 (1232 amino acids)
Biological process (GO): protein phosphorylation
Cellular component (GO): cytoplasm
Molecular function (GO): ATP binding; protein serine/threonine kinase activity
Source: RefSeq, a predicted model, not a curated record